This is a messenger RNA of Prunus armeniaca (apricot), 444 nucleotides long. The record is from the annotation of a GenBank genome assembly. Lineage: Eukaryota; Viridiplantae; Streptophyta; Magnoliopsida; Rosales; Rosaceae.
AUGAAGAAUAUAGAAGCAUUUAAAUUGCUGGGGCUUCAGUCAUGGGUUAUCUAUUACAGUUUAGCAGAAAAAUGCCAGACUCCCGAGUCUUGGGAAUUAUUUUUUAUGCAUAAUGAAAUAAGUUUCCGAAAAUCAGAUAGAUAUUUAUUUCUAGAUAAUCAUGGAGUGUUGGAAGGUGGUGUUUCUGAUUUGGAUCGUAAAGCAUCCAAAACAGUUAAGCACAGGAAAAAACAUAGUAGAAGGAAAAGAAAAAGGGACAUCAAUCAUGAUGACAGCGACAAUGAGUUGCUGGAUUUGGGAACCACAAAAAAUAGGCUGGAUUUGCAAUCUAAUGUUGGAAGUUGGUUGCUCUCAAUUGAUGAGUAUUCUGCAUCAUGGAACAGUAUCAGCGACUUUGUCUUUUCACCGAUGGUUGAGAUCAAACCUUUGCAUAAUUUGAUAUAA